UAUGUUUCCUGUACUAGCACUUAAAUCAAUUCCAUAUAGAACCCAAGUCAACAGAUCAUAUUCUUCUCCUAUAUCUUUUCUCCAUCUCUUCUCUUCUACGUUUUUUCUUUUCCUUUUUUUUUUCUCCUCCAAUGGCUGAAGAAAAGAGCCAGGAAAAAUGGGAAGGAGAAGUCUCUGCUCAGUUGAAAGGCUCAAAAGCACGAGACGUUUGGCCUCUGGUUGCGGAUUUUUGCAGCCUACACAAGUGGUUCCCAACGAUCGACACGUGUCACCAAGUGGACGGUUCGGUCACCGGCGUUCAGCCGGGUGUGAUCCGGUACUGCGGUUCCACGGUAACAUCGCCCUCCGGCGAGACGACUAUCAAGUGGGCCAAAGAGAAGCUCAUAGAGAUCGAUCCAAUCCAACGGCGUCUGAGAUACGAGGUGCUUGGUAACAACGUGGGAUUCAAGUAUUGGGUGGCGAACAUGCAAGUAUUGCCGAUCGACGGUACUGAUGACGGGGGCGGGAGCGAGAUCAAGUGGUCGUUUGUUGGAGAUCCGGCUGAGGGUUGGACUUAUGAGAUUAUGUUGUCGUAUUAUGACUCUUCUCUCCAAUCCAUU
Messenger RNA from Morus notabilis, 599 nucleotides. Its product is annotated as lachrymatory-factor synthase-like. NCBI's taxonomy places the organism in Eukaryota, Viridiplantae, Streptophyta, Magnoliopsida, Rosales, Moraceae. The transcript has a single exon. The annotation marks the transcript as partial. The record is from RefSeq and is a predicted model, not a curated record.